Molecule: messenger RNA, 4778 nt
Organism: Colius striatus (speckled mousebird)
Lineage: Eukaryota; Metazoa; Chordata; Aves; Coliiformes; Coliidae
Gene: HACD2
Product: 3-hydroxyacyl-CoA dehydratase 2
Exons: 7
Coding region: 25-771 (248 amino acids)
Biological process (GO): very long-chain fatty acid biosynthetic process; fatty acid elongation; sphingolipid biosynthetic process
Cellular component (GO): endoplasmic reticulum membrane
Molecular function (GO): 3-hydroxyacyl-CoA dehydratase activity
Source: RefSeq, a predicted model, not a curated record
CGGAGGCCGCGGGAGCGCCGCAACAUGGCGGCGUCUGGCAGCGGCGGCAGCCGGGCGGAUAACGGCUAUGGCAGCGGCAGCCAGCAGCCGCGGCGGAGGAAGGGCCCGGGCGCCCUGGCUACGGCGUACCUCGUUAUCUACAACGUGGUGAUGACGGCAGGAUGGCUUGUUAUUGCAGUUGGUCUAGUUCGAGCAUACCUGGCUAAAGGUAGCUACCAUAGCCUUUACUAUUCAAUAGAAAAGCCCCUGAAAUUCUUCCAAACUGGAGCUUUGCUUGAGAUUCUGCACUGUGCGUUUGGCAUUGUUCCCUCUUCUGUUGUUCUGACUGCUUUCCAAGUGAUGUCAAGGGUUUUCCUGACGUGGGCAGUAACACAUAGUGUAAAAGAGGUACAAACUGAGGAUAGUGUCCUGUUGUUUGUAGUGGCCUGGACGAUCACAGAGAUAAUCCGUUACUCUUUUUAUACCUUUAGCUUGUUAAACCAUCUUCCUUAUCUCAUCAAAUGGGCCAGGUACACUUUGUUUAUAGUACUGUAUCCGAUGGGAGUCUCAGGCGAAUUGCUCACAAUAUAUGCUGCAUUACCCUUCGUCAGGCAGUCUGGCUUGUAUUCCAUUAGUUUACCUAACAAGUACAAUUUUUCUUUUGACUACUAUACAUUCCUGAUCCUGGUUAUGAUCUCUUACAUUCCAAUCUUUCCUCAGCUGUAUUUUCAUAUGCUACACCAGAGGCGAAAGGUACUCUCCCACACUGAAGAACACAAGAAGUCGGAGUAAUUCCAACUCUUUUUCAGAACUUUUCAAACAUCAAAAUGCUGCAGAUUUUCAAUACCCAGCACAUUUAUAAAGAAUAUACCAAGAUAAAACAAGUCAAAGACCAAUAAUUUAGCAAGAAUAACCAGUAGAUCUGAUUUCACUGAUAUUCCACAAUGUAAAGCAUUGGAGUAGUUUUCAGCUUGCAGUGCUUCAGACAACUUUUAAACUUUCUAUGGCUUGGCACUUAGCCUUUUCCUUUAACUGAUGUGCUAAAUGGUUUUUGUUUAUUACUAAAUGCCUGAAGGUUGCAGUAUGAGUGAUGAAGUUGUACCCACUAAAUGCUUGAAUUGGGAUUAUAUUACUGAUACCUCUUUUUUCUUUUUUAAUGCUUGACUGCAUGCCAGAACCUGUAUGUAUUGCUGUGAAAGCAAACAAUAUGCUCUGGAAUACUGUAGGAUUUUGUCUCAGAGACUCCAGUGGAGAGUGCAAUCCAGGCAAAGUGUUUGAAUUUAGAAAGGUAGAUUGUGUAUUUAAAAGGUGCUGGGAACAAGAACAGGAAACCAGUUAUGGGAAAUGAGAGAAAUGUGGUUCUUUAGGAAUUUAAACAGUAGGAUAUCGGACCAGAAUGAGUUCUCUGAAGAUCUUGUUUAAGCUGAUUACUGAAAUGCUAAUGUUAAAUCAGAGGCUCUAAUGCUUAUCUGAAACAUUAAAAAUCUAAGUACUGCAUCCCUGAAUACUUUUUUAAAUAUUAAAAAACGCCUGUAAUAUUUCUAGUGAUGUCAGUAAUGAAUCUAACAAUAUAAGGAGGCAAGUCACCUAGAAAUAGGUGAAGUUCUCCCUUUUUUUACUCUGUCAUCUCUGAUCACUCUCCACUAUCUCAGUGGCACUCAUCUUCUAAUGUUGAGGACUGUUUGGUCUACUGUGGAAUCACUUUGAGAGCCUUGUUCCUCAACCUGACUUUUCCUAAGUGACUAAUGUGUAUCACUCUGGCACAAGCAAGCAGGCAGUUCCAGGCACUCAGCUUCUGAAAUGUUGCAAAGUCAUAAAGUUCUUCUUUGAAAGCAGAUUAUCUCAUGUGUUAUGUACUGCUUUUGCAGAUUGGACAAGCCUUCCUUCAUCUGCUCUUUUGGAAAAGCAGAAGACCAUAGAAAGUUAAAUUCUCCUCAGUGAUUUCUCUGGGUUCUCAGGCUCAGCCUUCCCUUGGGAAGGUAAAACAGAAAAUGAAAGAAUGGAGAAAAAAAACUUGUGGUGAGGCAGAAAGCACUAAAAUGCUGUGUGAGCAGUGCCCCAAGUUAUGAACAAAGUGUUGAUUUGGGGUUAGGGGGUGGGGAAUGAAAGUGACAAGUGGAGCAGGUAAAUGCACAGAUAUCUGAGCAAAAGCAAAUUGCAGUUACAGCCUUUGCUUUGUUAGAAAUUAAUGGUCAAAUAGUCCUAUCUUCACUCAGUCAGAGCCAUUAGAUAACAACACAAGGGCUUCUCUGGCUUCUCCCAUGUAACAUGAUUUAGUGUAUAAAUGAGGUGUGAUAACUAUCAAGGUACCUGCAAUAUUGAUCUCGUGCUGUGCCUGCCAGCACCUCUCCCUGGAUGUGGCCCAUAUCUGUGUCCCAGUUACUUGUGCUUGAUGCAUCACACCCCUCCCUAAACAUAGCCAGUAAGAACUAAGGGCACAGGCUCUCUAUUCUAGCACUUGAGGAGAGCUGGAUUUAUGAGUAUUUUGGUUUAUUUGUCAGAGCUACAUUAAAAAAAAGGAAAAUGUUUGAAUUUUUCAGUUAUUUCCUUUGACUCCAUCAAAAAAUCUGAUUCAGUACCAUGUGUAACACCUUUCCCAAUCACCACAAGUUGGUCUGUUGUAAGCAGGCAGGGGGUAAGAGACAAUAAUGAUCCUUGUGUCUAUUUUAAACCUUUUGGAGACAGUUAUUUGCUGUAAUGAAAAAUGCUGAGUCUGUAUAUGACCUCAAAGUGGAUUUGCGUUCAGAGAUGCAAUGAUUUCAUUUCUCUAUCAGUUUAUGUGGUGCUUUAAGUGAUCUGAGAAAUGCUGCAUUAUACUGAAGUCAUUCUUCAAAAGUGUAAAUUUCCACCUCUGAACAAAAUAUCUUUUGCUUAUAGUUGCUAGCAAAAGAGUUAGUGUCAGUAUUUCUGAAGGAUGUCAUCUAAAAGAUCUGAUUUCCUGAUGUACUCAGAUUACUGGAUAUUGUAAAUAUUCAGCUCCUGAACAUCUCUUGAUUUGAUUUCUGUGCCCAAAUAAAAGAUUUGGUUUCAAAUUGGUUGGUCCAGUCUGGAGGAAAAAAAAAAAGGCUGUGUAAUGUUCCUUUAUUAAACAAACUUGUAGCUCUGUUGAUGAGAAAGGUGUAGUACAGAUCUGUAUUAGAUGGCAUUGCACUAGGGAAAAUCAGAGAGCUGCCAGUAGGUAGAAAGCUUGUACAACCAAUGUCUUGACUGAAUUAACUUUAUUAUGGAAUAUUUAAUUGAAAGUAUUAAUUUGCCACACAAAUGGAAAUAAACUACAGCCUUUUAAAAGAAAACUGGGUUACUUUUCAUUUUAAAAAAAGAAGUUGCUUUGCUAGUAAGAAAUAUUAUCAGCAAGGUUGAUUUAAAUUCUAUUCAGAAGUAGGAACGUGCAGUUAAUAUGUACAAGAAUUCCAGCACUUCAUCUUGCAGUGUUUUUUCAAGUUUACUUCCAUGGAAAUCUCUGGAAGGUGAUUUUGAGUAACAACUGUUGUGUGGUGCCCUAAUACCGUUUGGGUUUAGUCUUAAUGCUGACUUUAGUCACUUACGUGGGUUUUUCCCUCCUCAUAAAAUAACAAAUUUCCCCUCGUAUGCCACUGAAACUGUAAUGUGGUUUAUGUGAACUUUAUGAUAGAAGCUUUGAUUCGUACACUUUGCCACAAAUCUAGAGGACUUUUUUUCCCUCCCCAGACUUAUUUACUUGGCUUGCAUGUUUUCUGUCAGCACCACCAAAGUUCUGCAGCAGCCACGUGUUCUACUUUGCUAGUCUGUGUGUUGUGUGCACUCGUUCGGUUGACAGUACUUUAUGUUCUACCAUGCUGCUUUUGGCCAAGUUAGUCACUGCCCUCUAAAAAAAACCAAGGUUCUUACCAGUACAUAGUUUACAACUGGAACUGUAGAAGUAUUCAUAUUGUAAAAUACAGUAAGAUGCAGGUUACAGUGCAGGUAAAUUGUAAUUUUUCACAAUGUGAUGUUUCUAUCAAAGGGGGGGGGGCUUUAUUAUUUAUUGGUAGAAGGGUUGGCAUUUGUGUGGACCAAUCUGCAGUGUCAUUUUAAAAACCUAUCUCUCAGCUUAAAAUUUUCAUGAGUAUACAUCAUGCAUUUGAUGUAUAUAUCAGUGAAAUUUGGGUGAAAACUAUAUACUGUCAUUUUUGUAUUUUUUUCUAUGUUGUGAAGAAUAAAAUUGUAAUUUUAUAAGUCUGAUUCACUAAGAUUAUUAUAAGUUAAAUGUAUUUUUUGUAUAUUUAGGAAUCUGGUAUUACCUGGAGCUAUGAAAAAUUAAGCAUAGACUUUUUAUGCAUGGCUGGAAGAUAUUUCUACUUGAUAAUGCAGUGGAAUGGUUUGUAUGCUAAAAUACUAGUCCAUGUUGUUGCCUUGUGAAAUUGAUUCUGUGCUCUCUGCCUGGAUUUGGCCUCCUGAUCAGUGAUACUAAUGCUAUAAUCCAAAUAAAACAAUUCUGAACAAAGUGUGUUGUAUUGUUGCUGUUUAAGGAACAAAAGCAAAUACUUCAUAAAUGGGAGUUAGGGCUGCAUUUUUGUGUGUUUGUAUGUAAGAUGUACCUUGUAAUUUACAAGAUUUUUUUGGCAUACAUAACUUUUGAGCUCAAACAAUGGAAUCAAGCAACUUGAUACUGUUAGGCUCUGCUUUUCACUUUUAAGAGGCACUUGUAACAACUUGUUACUAUGUUAAUGUUCAAACUUACAACUUCCUGAAGGAUCCUCAGAAUGCUGAGCUCUUUGUUCUCGUCUUGUUAUCUGUACUUUACACGGUGAUGGCUUUGUACAAAAACAAAAUAGUUUUGA